Microbotryum saponariae is the source of this 776-nucleotide messenger RNA. Lineage: Eukaryota; Fungi; Basidiomycota; Microbotryomycetes; Microbotryales; Microbotryaceae. The record is from the annotation of a GenBank genome assembly.
AUGUACGUCAAGAGAGCCGAGAGCGUCGCCAGGUGCCCUACGAAAGCAGACACCCUGCUCUUCCCUUCGUGUAUGAGCUGAGGUGCUGACCGACGUCUCCCCACUAGAUUGCUCGAAACUCGGGUGAGGUGCCCCGCUCCCAAGCACCCGACCUUGCAGUCUCGAAAGGUCUCAAGCAAGAGCCAGACGGCACGUCAAGUCUCAAGCGGCCUACUGAAGCAACUCAAGACUCCGAUUUGGCUCGACCCACCAAAAAAGUGGCGAUCGUCCCUGCCAAGAAAGUGCCGACGAUCCCCAGGUCACAAACGAAGCAGGCGAGCGGAGCUGUCAUUACGACCGAAUCGACGAACGGCGCCGUCGCGACUACCUUGCCCACUGGCUCGGUUUUCGAUGCAUCUGAAUCGUGUCCACGAGCGGCGGCCGCGCCCGGCGUGACUGUUUCCAACAAGGUGUCGGCGGUCGCGGCGACAUCCUUCAAGAAAGCUUCGACUUCUCCCCUCCCCGUCGUCGCGUCUGGCUCGACCAGCGCCAAGGUAACAGCCGCUGGCGCUCGAGCUCAAGUAGUAGCUCAGGGCACACCGCCGAAGCCGACGAUCAAGUGCCUCUUGCCAUCUACCGCCGACCAAAACCGAUCCAAGCCGCCCGCUGUGGAACUUCCUGUGCGACGGCCGACCGUCAGAUUCGCUCGAACCGAAGUCUUCUCGACUGCGGAUGGCCGAUCCACCACCGUCUCCGCCAAAGGCGACUUCCUUGGAGUUUGGGUGCCCAAGCACUGA